AUGCCUAAUUCUCGAAAACUUACAAAUCUGGAGGAAUCAACAAUUGUCAGAUACAUCCUUGACCUAGACUCGAGAUCUUUUCCUCCCCGGCUUAGUGGUGUGCAAGAUAUGGCGAAUCGCCUGCUCGCCGAUCGCGACGCGCCUCCUGUGGGAGUCAACUGGGCUUCAAACUUUGUCAAGCGCCAACCACAGCUGUCUACGCGUUUUACGCGUCGAUAUGACUAUCAGAGGGCCUUAUGCGAAGAUCCAAAGAUAAUUAAACCUUGGUUUAAGCUUGUACGCAACACAGUUGCGAAAUACGGCAUACAAGACGAGGAUUUUCACAACUUUGACGAGACUGGCUUUAUGAUGGGCGUAAUCUCAACCACAAUGGUAGUUACAAGCUCAGAUAGACGUGGCAAGCCAAGUUUAGCUCAACCAGGUGACAGAAAAUGGGUUGCAGUACUCCAAUCUAUUAAUUCCCGAGGCGAAGCUAUCCCGCCAUUUAUUAUAGCUGCGGGGCAAUAUCACCUUGGAAACUGGUAUGAAGAUAGCGCGCUACCAAAGGAUUGGGUUAUCUCUACAACUCAUAACGGCUGGACUACAAAUGAGAAAGCCGUAGAUUGGAUCCGGCACUUUGAAAAGCAUACUAAACCUAAAAGUCGUGGCGCAUAUCGACUUCUUAUCCUAGAUGGACACGAAAGUCACCACUCAACCGAAUUCGAAGUCUUCUGCAAAGACCAUAAGAUUAUCACGCUUUGUAUGCCAUCUCAUUCAUCCCACAUUCUUCAGCCAUUAGAUGUUGGCUGUUUUGGGCCGCUAAAGAAGGCAUAUGGCAAAGAAAUUGAAGGACUUAUGAGGGCGCACGUCACACACAUCACACAAGCUGACUUCUUUCCCGCGUUUUGCACCGCCUUUAAAGCCGCAAUGACCAAAACAAAUAUCCAAGGAGCUUUUAGAGGCGCAGGACUUGUUCCAUUCGAUCCAAAUAGUGUCUUAUCGCGUCUGGAUGUAAGGCUGCGGACUCCAACACCAGUUGAAGAGGCACCUGAGCUACCAAAUCCGUGGGUUCCAAAGACCCCAAACAAUCCAACCGAGGCAACUUCACAGACUGACUAUAUUAAAAGACGAAUUAGUCGCCAUCAGGGAAGCUCGCCGACGUCAAUUUUAACUGCUGUGGAUCAGAUUACAAAGGGAACAUGCGGAAUUAUGCAUCAGGUCGCGCUCUUAAAGGCUGAGGUCAACCAACUUCGGGAAGCAAAUGCACUACUAAGCAAGCGGCAUAGAGCUAAAAAAACACGAUUGCGCCAAGGCGGCAGUAUGACUAUCUCCGAGGGACAAGCUCUUCAGGAUCAGAAUGAUGUGGAAGAGCAGAUACAGCAAGAAGAUCGCAAAACUAGAGGUCGGAAGCCUCGGGAUGAGACGAAGGGACGGCGAUGUGGUGUGUGCGGCAACACUGGCCAUAAUGCGCGAACUUGUCAGAUUGAUUUGGAAACAUCUAAUGAAGAGGAUAGCAGUGAGGAUUAA
Pochonia chlamydosporia 170 is the source of this 1506-nucleotide messenger RNA. Its product is annotated as DDE superfamily endonuclease. The transcript has a single exon. Gene Ontology annotation, molecular function: DNA binding; zinc ion binding. The record is from RefSeq and is a predicted model, not a curated record. NCBI's taxonomy places the organism in Eukaryota, Fungi, Ascomycota, Sordariomycetes, Hypocreales, Clavicipitaceae. The coding region runs from base 1 to 1506 and encodes 501 amino acids. Gene Ontology annotation, cellular component: nucleus.